This is a messenger RNA of Paramuricea clavata, 1359 nucleotides long. The record is from the annotation of a GenBank genome assembly. NCBI's taxonomy places the organism in Eukaryota, Metazoa, Cnidaria, Anthozoa, Malacalcyonacea, Plexauridae.
AUGAGGUAAUUGCAUGAUUUAUUACUCUUCAUUACAGGUAUAACCUUCUGUUGGAUUGCUGGCAAGUUCCAACUCUUCGAAGACCAAACAUUGAAAUGCUUGCUCGGUAUUUGGAUCGGAUGUGCAGUGAUGAAUUUGUAAGUUUAGGAAAUAAUACUUAUAUUAACUUUAGCUUGUGCCAUGGCCAAUGAUUUUUAUUCAAAUGUGCUGUGUGUAUAUAUAGAAAACUUUCGUCCAGUUGUUGCAUCAUGUACUGUAAUAUCAGGAUAUAGUGCAACCUCAUUCACAGGCUUCCUCUGAGAACGAAGUUGAAAAACGGACAAAAUGCCCGGCAGAUCGAAAGUUUUGCCGGAUAAAUCGAAAGUUUUGACUUUUUCAGCCGGACAAAUGUCCGAUGUCCCAAGCUGUUGGAUGUCCGGUCUUUCUUAAGAUUCCAUAAUUCUCAUAUGGAUAUGGCUUUCCAACAUUUAAAUAUAUUAAUUUCGACGUCGAUUUCUAUUCUGCUUUCUCUUCAACCCUUCUUUUGCUCACGGUCAAAUUACCGCUUUUGCGCACGCGCAGUCCAUCGUGGAGUAACUCUAUUCAAAGUUAGAUGGUACCCAGGGGGGAGAGGGCUUUAAAGUUUAGGUCUGGGCCCCCUCUGUUUGCGACUCAAAGAAAUAUAUAUAUUUACUCAUUUUGUACACUAGAGUAGUAGUAUAGGAACGCAAUACAGCUAUAUAUUAAAUAUGAAAACAGGGAAAAAACAGGAAUACAUCAAUAUGCGAACAUACGACGACCACCUGUACAUUAAUUUCGAUGGCAACACAGUUUCCGAAGGCAGUAAGAGUGGUUCAUUGAUGAAACAAGACACGUCUGGCAGUGAAGACAAUUCUGAAGAAUCUGCUGGUGAAAAAGACUCAAAUCUUAUUGACCAGCAUGAGAACAUUGAAUUCAUUAUAUUAAAUUGAAAACCGAAGAUAACACGAGAACGAGAGCCAAACCACACAUUGAAGGAAUUUUAUUCCAUAUACAAUUGGCGUGAAAUCAUCAUUAUAUCCAACAAAAGCUGUACAUUAUACAUGAUUUCUAUUUCAUGAAUUGGAUUAUUCAUUAACCGAAUUAGGUGCAAAAAGUAGUUACUGUAAAUGACAAUAGUGAAUUUAUGUUAUGGGAAACGUAUCACAUAUGUCCGCGCUACAGAAAAAUAAUUUAACGACUGCUAGGCGUGCUUGCUGUAGAGGAUCAGGGGAGUGCGCGAAAUUGGAAUGGAAAUGAACAAACAACAUUAAUUCUAGAUCUAUUUGGAUAAUUUAUGUUAAUUUCACAUUUUAUGUGAAGUUCACAGAAGACAAGAUGAAGUUCUGUCAUGGAUUUUCA